Messenger RNA from Dictyostelium purpureum, 1890 nucleotides. RefSeq lists its product as uncharacterized. The coding region runs from base 1 to 1890 and encodes 629 amino acids. The transcript has a single exon. The record is from RefSeq and is a predicted model, not a curated record. NCBI's taxonomy places the organism in Eukaryota, Evosea, Eumycetozoa, Dictyosteliales, Dictyosteliaceae.
AUGGAUACUUUAUUUUAUAAAGUUUUUAAAAAUAUAUACAUUAAUCAUUUAAUAAUAAAACAUCUCUUAAUAUAUAAUAAAUACAACAAUAAAAUUAAAAUAAAUAUUAAUAAUGAUACAGAUAUAAUUAACUUUUUAGCUAACCCAUAUAAAAGCUAUAUGAAAUCAAUAGAAAUAAAUGACAACGAUGAUAUAAAAAAACUCCUAUAUAUUCAAGAUUUGGACCUUAUCUCCCACCCUGUAAAUAAUAACUCUACAGACAAUAAUAAUAAUAAUAAUAAUGAAGAUAAUUUAAGUGAUAAUGAUAAUGAUUAUGAUAAUGAUUAUAAUAAUUAUAAAGACCCAGAAAUAAAUGAGAUUAUAAAAAUAAUAAAUAUACAUAAUAUUGAAUCAAUCGAAAUCAACUCACACGAAUAUUUUAAAUAUUGUACAGAAAUCAAUUUAGAAUUUAUAAAAACUUUGGUAUUAAAUAGAAACAAAAAUACCAUUCACGUAUCAAAAUCAUUUAAUUUUUCAAAUAUACCAAGUCCAAUAGUCAAUUCUAAUGUACUAACUAGUUUAGAACUUAACGACUAUAAUGGCCAAUUAACACAACUACCAAAACAACUUAAAAUACUAAAAAUGAACACCUUUAAUCAAACAAUUAAAAAUGAUAUAUUACCAACAUCACUUACCCACCUACACUUAUCACAAUUUAAUAAACCACUUUCAUAUAAUAACGAAAUAAUUUUACCAAACCAAUUAAAAAUCUUAAUUUUAGAUAAUUUCAAUAAUGUUAUUAAAUCAUCAAAAGAAUUUCCAGAAUCAUUAGAGAUUAUAAAACUAAAGUCAUAUACUAAGGAAAUUAAAUGUUUUAAUAACAAUAAUAAAAACAACAGUAACAAUAAUAAUUUAAACAAUUUAAAAUAUUUAAAACUACUAAAUAAUAAAAACAAUAAUAAAAAUAUUAAAUCUUUUCCAAAUAUUAAAAAAUAUAAAUUAAAAAGCUUUGUUGACGAUUCAGUUAUUUGUGAACUACCAGCAACAAUCAAAACCUUUUCAAUAUUUUCAAAAUCGAUUACACUAGAUCUAGGUCAAUAUAAUGGAAAUAUAGCAAAUAUCAAAUGCACAAUGUCGCAGUUAGAAUCAAUACCAAAAACAAUAAAAAAACUAUACAUAAACGGAGGAUUUGAUGGAUUUAAAAAUGGAUCAGACCAACAAUUUAAUAAUUUAAAAUCAUUAUAUAUAGAUUUUUUCAAUGAAGCUAGUGAUACAAGUAACAACCAAAACGAAAAUCCACCACAAACUUUCAAAUAUCCAAAGUCAAUAAAAAGAUUAAAAGUCUCUUUGAUGGAUGAAUAUAAUAAAUCAAAUUUUGACUAUAGUACCAUUUUACCAACAAAUCAAUUAAAAUCGUUCAAAUUAGAAGAUUCGUUUGAUUUUUCAUUAGAAAAAGGUUCAAACUUCCUAUCAAAUUUUGGGGCAUCACUGCAACAUCUUGAUUUAGGACACCAAUGUAUAAUAAAUUUUAAUCAAUUAAACCUAUCAACAACCCUUACAUCACUAAAAUAUUUAGCAACUUCAAUAGAAAACAUCAAUAGCUCAACCCUUUUCCCUCCAUCUUUACAAUACUUAAAUAUAAUAGUAUUUUCAUUUGGAAAAAACAAAACCAUAACCUAUAUUCCAGAUACCGUUAAAUGUCUAAUUGCUUUAGGUCCAGAUAUUCUAUUUAAUUUGCCAAGUAGAUCCAUUGAGAAUUUGGAUUCAAUUUACAUAUCAAAUACAAAUAAACUUUUAACAACUCCAAACAGUGUAGAUAGUUUAUUAUUUAGUAAAACUAAAGUUUUAAAUCUUGUUUCAAAUUUAAAUGUAAAAUUUAAACAUAUAUAUAAAAUUUGUAAAAUAAAAUAA